CAAGAAUUGAUAUAAAACAUUAUCCUAAUUUAAAAGUCUCAACUCUUUUUUGUUCGUUUGAUACAUUUUUUUUUUAAGAGAGCAAGACUAUGGGAAGUGUACAGUUGAAUGGUUCUGGCUUAGUAGCUUCUCUAUCUCCAAGUCAUCAUAUCUUUAGCCCCAAAAUAAAACUUAGUAACCCCAAGUCGUCCUUCUUACCCUCAAAACACAAUGCCACCAGAGCCAACACUAUCCGAGCCAUAAGCACCGCACCAGCGAGCCAGCCUCCAGCCGCAGAUGAGCCAAAUGACGAACCUCCUGCUGUCGAUUUUGCGUUCGUCCAUUCGGUGUUGUUACCGGACGGGACACCGGACGUGCAUUGGAGAAGAGCGUGCGGUGGACAGAAACUUAGAGACAUAAUGUUGGAUUCUAACAUCGAACUUUAUGGUCCUUACAGUAAGCCCUUGUCAAACUGCGCAGGAGUAGGAACCUGCGCUACUUGUAUGGUCGAGAUUGUAAAUGGAAAGGAGCAUCUCAAUCCACGAACUGACAUUGAAAAGGAGAAACUCAAAAGGAAGCCAAAAAAUUGGAGAUUAGCUUGUCAAACCAACGUGGGAAAUCCAGAUUCAACCGGAUUGGUUGUCAUACAACAAUUGCCAGAGUGGAAAGCUCAUGAAUGGAAUAUCCCUAAGAACUUACCUAUUGAUGAUCCCGAAACUUCUAUUUGAAACGAUCCAUUUGUUAUUGUCUAUAUCAUGUAACUAUAACGAUGGAGUUUUUAAUCUAUAUCGAUAUUUAACCCU
Molecule: messenger RNA, 782 nt
Organism: Eruca vesicaria subsp. sativa (arugula)
Lineage: Eukaryota; Viridiplantae; Streptophyta; Magnoliopsida; Brassicales; Brassicaceae
Source: the annotation of a GenBank genome assembly